This is a messenger RNA of Hemicordylus capensis (graceful crag lizard), 6090 nucleotides long. Its product is annotated as zinc finger protein 665-like. Gene Ontology annotation, biological process: regulation of transcription by RNA polymerase II. The coding region runs from base 214 to 4140 and encodes 1308 amino acids. The transcript has 15 exons. Gene Ontology annotation, molecular function: RNA polymerase II cis-regulatory region sequence-specific DNA binding; DNA-binding transcription factor activity, RNA polymerase II-specific. Lineage: Eukaryota; Metazoa; Chordata; Lepidosauria; Squamata; Cordylidae. The record is from RefSeq and is a predicted model, not a curated record.
CCGAGAGAGGCGAGAUGGCUAGAGGGGCCCCUUAGAAGCUGCCCCUGGGACUGGGCGGCCCGACUUCCGGCCUCCUCUCUGUCCGGGAGGCGGCGGCGGCGGCUUCGCUUUCUUCCCAAUCCCCCUGCGUGUAACGCCGAGCAGCCCCUGGCAAGGGAGGCGGGACUUAGUCACCCCUCCAACUUGGUCAGCUCCUGCCUGAAGACGGAGGCCAUGGAAGAGAAUGACUCAGGUGGCCUGCAAGCAGAAAGUGGCGCUGAUGCAGCUGAGGUUAGGAACACUAAAGACGGAUUUGUCCACAAAAGCCUAUGUGCCAACACCGCCAGCUCAGAUGUGCAGCGCCAGUGCUUCAGGCAGUUCUGCUACCAGCAGGCCAAGGGCCCCCGAGAGGUUUGCAGCCAACUCCACAGCUUUUGCCGUCAGUGGCUGGAGCCAGAAAAACACACAAAAGUUCAGAUGCUGGACCUGGUGAUCCUGGAGCAGUUCUUGAGCAUCCUGCCACCGGAGAUGGAGAGCUGGGUCAGGGAAUGCAGAGCAGAGACCAGUUCCCAGGCAGUGGCCCUGGCAGAAGGUUUCCUCCUAAGCCAGGCACAGGCCAAGAAGCAGGAAGAGCAACUGCUGGAGAGACUGGCAGCAGAAGUGGCUGCUGAUCUCUCUGAGGCAGUGAAGGCUCCACUGGACAUGAUAGAAAAGCCACCCUUCAUGUGGAUGGUGCAGGAGGGUGACCGAGGUGCCAGCUUGCAGAGCAUUGGAAAGAACCAGGGUCCUCAUUCCAGGCUGUCGCCUCUCUGUGACGGAAGGGAUUUUGUUGCCACACCAUCACCAGAACCGUGUUGGGUAACCUUGGAGGAGGUGGCUGUGUGCUUCACGGAGGAGGAGUGGGCUCUACUGGAUGCUGCCCAAAGGGCUCUGCACAAGGAAGUCAUGGAGGAGAAUUCUGGGCAUCUGGCCUCUCUGGGUGAUAUGACAGAGAGUGAAAUGCAGUGGAGAAAACCUGAAGGAAAUUGGAAGUUGGGACUGAAAUCCACUGUUUCCAAAGGAUCUGAUGUGCAUGAAAUUCCUAUCCAGAAUAAAACUCACAAUGAAAACAGAAGGAAUAAGAUCCCUCUGCAUGCAAAAAUUUUAACUUGUAAAUCAAAUCAUCGCAUGGAUGAAAGAAAACACACAGGGGAGAAGCCAUUUAAAUGCCCAGAUUGUGGAAAAGGGUUCAAGCAGAGCACAGAUCUUGCUGUGCAUCAAAGAAUCCACACAGGGGUGAAACCAUAUCAGUGCUCAGUGUGCGGAAAGAGCUUCAACCAGAGAGCACAUCUUUCUGUUCAUCAAAGAAUCCACACAGGGGUGAAACCAUAUGAGUGCUCUAUGUGUGGAAUGAGCUUCAACCACAGCACAAGUCUUGUGGUGCACCAAAGAAUCCACACAGGGGUGAAACCAUAUCAGUGCUCUUUGUGUGGAAAGAGCUUCAGCCGGCGCACAAAGCUUACACAACAUCAAAGAAUCCAUACAGGGGAGAAACCAUAUCAAUGCUCUGUGUGUGGAAAGAGCUUCAACCAGAAUGCACAUCUUGCUGCACAUCAAACAAUCCACACAGGGGAGAAACCCUAUCAGUGCUCAGUGUGUCAAAAGAGCUUCAGCCGGAGGACAAACCUUUCACGACAUCAAAAGAUCCACAAAGAGGAAAAGCCGUAUCCGUGCUCUGUAUGUGGAGGAGCUAAGAUGGCAAUGGAACAGCAGCCUAUCAUCUCGACUUGCACACACAUCCUGCAUUCGCCUUUCUUCAGAAAUGAAGGAGUCCCUUUUGCUGACCGCGGAAGGACUGGGUGGCCUUACUUCCGGUCCCCUCUCUAUCCGGGAAAGGAGGCUUCGCUUUCCUCCCUGCCCUGCGUGCAACCCAGAGCAGCCCUGGCAAGGGAGGCGGGAUUUAGUCACCCCUUCCACUUGGUUGGCUCCUGCCUGAAGACAGAGGCAAUGGAAGGGAAUGACUCAAGUGGCCAGCAAUCAGAAAGCAGCUCUGAUGCAGCUGAGGAUAGGAGCACUGAAAAAGGAUUUGUCCAGAAAAGCCUAUGUGUGGAUACCACAGCUUCAAAUGCCCAGUGCCAGCGCUUCAGGCAGAUCUGCUACCAGGAGGCUAAGGGCCCCCGAGAGUUUUGCAGCCAACUGCACAGCCUUUGCAAUCAGUGGCUGCAGCCAAAAAGACACACAAAAGCUCAGAUACUGGACCUGGUGAUCCUGGAGCAGUUCCUGACUGCACUGCCCCCAGAGAUGGAGAACUGGGUGAGAGAAUGCGGAGCAGAGACCAGCCCCCAGGCAGUGGCCCUGGCAGAAGGUUUCCUCCUGAGCCAGAUAGAGGCCAAGAAGCAGGAAGAGCAACAGCUGGAGAGACUGGCAGCAGAAGUGGCUGCUGAUCUCUCUGAGGCAGAGGAGGCUCCACUGGACACCGGAGAUAAGCCACCCUUCAGGCAGAUGGUUCAGGAGGGUGACCGAGGUGCCAGCUUGCUGGGCAUUGGAAAGACCCCGGGGCCUCAUCCCAGGCCUUCUCCUCUCGGCAGUGGAAGGGAUUUUGUUGUCAUGUCAUCACUGGAACAGGCUCCAUUGACCUUUGAGGAGGUGGCUGUGUACUUUACGGAGGAGGAGUGGGCUCUGCUGGAUGCUGCCCAAAAGGCUCUGCACAAGGAAGUCAUGGAGGAGAAUUCUGGUCAUCUGGCCUCUCUGGGACUUUUGGUUUCCAAACCUGACCUCGCUUCCUGGCUGGAGAAAGAGGAAGGAUCACUGUACGAGGACUCCGAGGAAGGAGAGAGAUGUGCAGGUGAUGAGAGAGAGCAUGAAAUGCAGUGGAGAAAAUUUGAAGCAUAUCAAAAGUGCAGAGAGAAACCCAUUGUUUCCAAAGAAUCUGACAUGCAUGCAAUUCCUGUCUUGAAAGAAAAUCACAAUGAAAACAGAAGGAAUAGGUUCCCUCUACAUGCAAAGAUCUUAACUUGUAAAUCAAGCCAUAGCAUGGAUCAAAGAAUCCACACAGGGGAGAAGCGAUUUAAAUGCUCAGAGUGUGAAAAGUGGUUCAAGAACAGCACAGAUCUUACUAGGCAUCAAAGAACCCACACAGGGGAGAAACCCUAUCAGUGCUCAGAGUGUGGAAAGAACUUCAAGCGGAGCACACAUCUUGCUCUGCAUCAAAGAAUCCACACAGGGGUGAAACCCUAUCAGUGCUCAGUGUGUGGAAAGAGUUUCAUCCACAGCUCAGAUCUUACUAGGCACCAAAGAAUCCACACAGGGGAGAAACCCUAUCAGUGCUCAGUGUGUGGAAAGAGCUUCAACCAGAGCACACAUCGUGCUCAGCAUCAAAGCAACCACACAGGAAUGAAACCAUAUCAGUGCUCAGUGUGUGGAAGGAGUUUCAGCCGAAGCAAAAACCUUAAACAACACCAAAUAAUCCACGCAGAAGUAAAACCAUUUAAAUGCUCAAUGUGUGGAAAGAGCUUCAACCGGAGCACAAAACUUGCUCUGCAUCAAAGAAUCCACACAGGGGUGAAACCAUAUCAGUGCUCAAUGUGUGGAAAGAGUUUCUACUGGAGCACAAACCUUACACAACAUCAAAUAAUACACACAGAAGAGAAACCAUAUCAGUGCUCAGUGUGCGGAAAGAGUUUCAACUUUAGUGCAAAUCUUACACGACAUCAAAGAAUCCACACAGGGGAGAAACCAUAUCAGUGUUCAGUGUGUGGAAAGAGUUUCAACCAGAGCACACAUCUUGCUCUGCAUCAAAGAAUCCACACAGGGGUGAACCCAUAUCAGUGCUCAAUGUGUGGAAAGAAUUUCAAUUCAAGUGCAAACCUUACACAACAUCAAACAAUCCACACAGAGGAGAAACCAUAUCAGUGCUCAAUGUGUGGAAAGAACUUCAGCCGGAGCUCAAGUCUUGCAGUGCAUCAAAGAAUCCACACAGAGGAGAAACCUUAUCAGUGCUCAGUGUGUGGAAAGACUUUCAACUGCAGCGCAAACCUUACACGACAUCAAAGAAUCCACACAGGGGAUAAACCAUAUCAGUGCUCUGUGUGUGGAAAGAGUUUCAACCGCGGCGCAAAUCUUACACGACAUCAAAGAAUCCACACAAACCAUAUCAGUGCUCAUUGUGUAGAAAGAGCUUAAACUGCAGUGCAAGCCUUACACAACAUCAAAUAAUCCACACUAAGGACAAACCAUAUCAUUGCUCAUUGUGUGGAAAGGAUUGUAACUGCAGUGCAAGCCUUACAUGACAUCAAAUAAUCCACCCAGAGGCGAAACCAUAUCAGUGCUCAGUGUGAGUAGGAGCCAAGAUGGUGAUGAUAUAACAGACUUUUAGAGCCUCAGUUUUUAGUAACUUCUCUCUGAGAUGCCCCCAGCCUUUAAAAAGAAUUUUCACUAUUUAUGUGGGAGUCUCCUGGUAGUAAUACAGGCUUAAGAGACAAGCCAUGUGGCAAUUCCAGACUAGAGUUAGGGUGGAAAGAUCUGACCCCUUGAUUCAAUCACUAAUACAGUCCUGUUUUCAAUAAAUGCAGUUCAUGUAAAAGGAUGAAGCUGUUCACACAUCCAGCCAAGACCAGGUGAAGGUUGCAUGUAUGAGCUACCGGGAGCCGCACAGCUCCUGGCAGCGGCAUGGCAGCAAACCUGCCAAAAAGGCCCACCUGUUAGCCACGGUUAAGGGCAUGAGCAUGCCCUUAACAGUGAUCUGUGACACUGUCAUGCAGCGCCGACACAGAAACAGCUCCCUGGCCAGUGCCAGAGGAAUCCCCAUAAUGUACCACGCACUCACGUCUUACAUUACUGUUUGUAUUCUACGCAUAUAAGAAUGGAGGUGGGGCUCUCUUCAGUUUCUGUGAGAGUCCAUCUGAUACUGCUCAAACCUUUUAAGAAACUUGAUAGCCCUUUUGAAGAUGUAGUAAAAUCUUGUUACUGGCACUACCAAGAGGGAAAUCAGUGGCCAGAAAUACUAUCUCAUAAUCUGCAAAAAUAAGAACAGCCCUGCUGGAUUAGGCCCAAGGCCCAUCUAGAUCAGCAUCCCGUUUCACACAGCGGCUCACCAGAUGCCACUGGAAGCCUAAAGGCAGGAGUUGAGGGCAUGCCCUCUCUCCUACUGUUACUCCCCUGCAACUGGCACUCAGAGGCAUCCUGCCUUUGAGGCUGGAGGUGGCCUACAGCCCUCCAACUAGUAGCCGAUGAGAGACCUCUCUGCCCUCACUAGAGGAUGCCCUGGGAUAGGGAAAAAUCCACAAUUGCCGCCUUGAGGAGGAUGCCAGCCAAGAAGCUGGUUUGGUUCAAGGUUCACAGUUCUCCCUAUUGUGGUGAUUCUCUUUAUUUAGCAGGGGGAGAAUAACUGGCCCUAUCCACCCUCAGCUCAGUACCUCCAGUGACUGUUGCUGGUGUCUAUCUGAUGUUUCUUUUAGAUUGUGAGCCCUUUGGGGACAGGGAUCCAUCUUAUUUAUUUAUUAUUUCUCUGUGUAAACCGCCCUGAGCUAUUUUUGGAAAGGCGGUAUAGAAAUCGAAUAAAUAAUAAUAAUAAUCUUCACUUCGAGAAAAACAGAUCCAUUUCGUGGCACCUGCUUCAUCUCAGCAGCACACCACUAAGGAAGGCAUUUAUCAUCCUGCAUUUCCAGCUCAUACUCUCGACAUACUUGAGGGCACAUUUCACAAACUUCCCAUGGGACAGUGACUUGGCCCUUGUGGCCAUAGGUAAGUGGAGGACAUUUAACAUUUUAGCCUCCACAGCUCCUUUUAUGUAACAAUGAGGGAAAAUGAUGGGCUAGAUUAUGGAUAACUUCAUGGGUUCCAAAACAGAAUGUGUCAAUUAUUUUCUGGUGCGUGUGUUUCCUUGUGUUAGUUAUCAAGUGGCCAUUUUUGCACGAUUGUCUUUUAAUAUUAGAAAGAGAAUGGUGCCUGCCAACCCUGCUAGAUGUCUGGCCACGUUGUAGUUCCAGGACUAGCUCUUUUACUUGAAUGGCAUCCACUAGAGUUGUAACUAUUAUCCAGUAUUUAAGAUUGUCAUUUUAUUGUUACUCUAUUGUCAUUUAUGCUGCCCUGAGCCAGUUUUUGGAAGGGCGGUAUAUAAAUCAAAUAAAGAAA